Molecule: messenger RNA, 1371 nt
Organism: Monoraphidium neglectum
Lineage: Eukaryota; Viridiplantae; Chlorophyta; Chlorophyceae; Sphaeropleales; Selenastraceae
Exons: 1
Coding region: 1-1371 (456 amino acids)
Cellular component (GO): nucleus; cytoplasm
Molecular function (GO): tRNA-specific adenosine-34 deaminase activity
Source: RefSeq, a predicted model, not a curated record
AUGCCCUGGAAGCUGCCGAGCGGGCAGCCGCACCAGGACGGGCAGACUGCCGGCGACGCCGACCAGCUGUACUUCGAGCGCCACAUGGCGCGCGUCGUCGCGUCCAGCCGCGCCGCCGCAGGCGCCAACGUGUGCCUGAUCAUCGACCCCUCAAACGGCGAGGUGAUCGCCGAGGCCUCGGACUGCACCGCGUUGCACCCGCUGCGGCACGCGGUCAUGGAGGCCGUUGCGGCGGCGGCGGAGCGCGACCUGCGGCUGUGGCCGGUCAACGGGUUUGUGCACCUGGGACGCCAAGAGGACACGAGCGUGCACGGCGUCAACACCAUAGUGGACGGCGCCAACGGCGGCGGCGGCGGCGGCGGCGCCAACGGCGAGCUGGUGGUCAGCAACGGCGCAGCCAGCGGCAGCGCGAGCGGAGACGACGAGGGCACGGGCCGUCCGGCAGCGCAGGAGCAGCCGCAAGAGCAGGCUGCGGAGCGGCCGGAGCAACAGCACUCGCCGCCGCCGCCGCCGCCGCAGCAGCAGCAGCAGCAGCAGCAGGCGCAGCAGCAGCAGCAUGAAGACCACCUGCUGAGCGGGCUGAAGCACUGCCACAGCCAAGAGGACGGCCUGGGCGUUGACAGCCCUGCCAAGCGGCAGCGUGUCACAAACGGCUUCGCAAGCCACUCCAAGCCCUGCAGCAGCACCAGCAAGGCGGGGGGUGGUGAGGAGCAGCCGGUGGGAGCAGCGGUGGCGGAUGAGGUUCAGCAGCAGCAGGGGGAGCAGCAGCAGGAGACUCAGCAGCAGGAGGAGGAGCGGCAGCCGUUGCCGCCGCUGCCGCCACAGCAGCAGCAGCCGCAAGAGGGCCGGCAGGAGCGGCAGCAGCAGUCUGAUGGGCCUGCGCCCGCCAACAACCCAGUCAGUGUGCCGCAGGAGCAGCCCAAGCGGCCGGCGUCUGCGUCGCCGUCAGCCGACGGCGGCGCCGGCGCCGAAGUCGGCAGCAGCGGCAACAGCGCGAGCGGCGGCGCGAGCGGGCUGAGCCGCCUGCCGACGCCGGUGCCGAUCACCAGCUGGGCCAACAAGCCGUACCUGUGCAACACGUAUGACGCCUUCCUGCUGCGCGAGCCCUGCGCCAUGUGCGGCAUGGCGCUCGUGCACUCGCGGCUCGCGCGCGUCGUGUACUGCGAGGCGGACGGGCGGCACGGCGCGCUGGGCGGCGCGUUCCGGCUGCAGGCCAACCGCAGCCUCAACCACCACUAUGACGUCUUCCACAUGCCGGCCGAGCGGCGCUCCUCCAAGGCGGCUGGCGGCAAGGCCGCCGCCAAGGCCGCCGCGGCUAUGGCUGUCGUGGCCGCCGCUACGGCGGCGGCGGCGGCGCCCGGUGUUGCAUGA